GUAAAACAAAAGCAGCACCCCAUUUCCAAAAGAGAAAAAAAAAUCGUUCUUGAUGUUUUAGUGGAAGUCCUGCCUAUAACAAUGGAUGAACGAACGAGUGACAGCUCGCUGGAAAGCAGAAGGAAAGAUGACCGUCGCUCGUCAAAAAAACACAAAUACCGUAAUGAAAACCGACACAAAAAGAAAAGCCACAGGCAAGAGUCGCACAUCUCAUCUGACGAUUACCGACCCAAAGAAAGAAAGCGGCAUAAAAAAGAAAGUAAAAGGGGUUGUCGGAAAGAAAAGAAACGCAGAGACGGGGAGCGGAGCAUUGGAGACUCGGAUCCCUUGCGUCGAAAUGCUCAACUUGCCGAUGCGCUGUUUAACGUGUUGGAGUUGCACCCUUUAAUGGCUACUGAUCUUCCUAUUAUGUUGGUCCGUCUAGGAGGAGGGGCAUCAUUCGACUUGACUUCAAUGACCGACAGGAGUGCCGCGACCUCUCUUGAGAAUCUAUUUGAGCAUUUGGAGGCUUUUGGAAUGCAUCGGGACUCUUUUGGUGCAUGGAUUUGGAAAGAUUCCAUUGUCAAGUUUGAGAAAGUCGAAGAAAGGAGAGAGGACAAGGCAAUUGUAAAGCACCAAAAGUCGUCAAGCCGUCAGUCAAAAAUAGACAAAGUCCUGACAAGUAAAGCAGAAUCUAUCCUGGGCACUUCAAAGGACAAAGGGUUGCAAAACGACUUGAUUGUUCUCUGCAAAAUGAUAAUGAAUGGGGAGAACGUUGCGCUAGAUGGAUUACCGGACAAAAAUCUUAAAGAGUCUUUGGAGUCUCUUUUGCAGCAAUGUGGACUGGAAAAGGCAGAAAUUGAAGACUCUGACAGCGAGGAAAACGAAAUUUCUGAGCCAAUCUACGGAUACGGGCUACCUGAAGAUGGCACUGAAGAAGCCUUGCGACAGCUGAAUUUGAUUGUAUAUGCAUGCACUUCGUUUGCAGCGCGGGCUAUGAAUGACCGCCGUCCUUUAAAAGGUCCGUUACUGAAUCCCACCGAUUAUGAGAAAUUAGACCAAAUGGGAAAGAACAAGGAGGGUGAGCAGGACUCGAGCGACGACGAAGGACCAGCUCCGCUAGGAGCACAGUCGAAAGAAUCGGCCUAUUCUACAGAGGCAAUCUUAGCGGAGGCAAAAUUGCGCGACGUUGAAAUGCAGCAAGUCAAAGGCAUUGCUGUUGUCCGGGAAACAGAUCCAUCGAUUCGAGAGGAGUGGAUGCUUGUUCCAGGUAAAUUCGACUUUCUUAGUUCUAUCAAGUCUGGACAAGCUCUGAAAAGCCGAACAUUUCGGGGCGAAAAUAUUCAAGCUGAAAUGGAUUCUAUCAUGCAAGCCCAUUCUGAUGCACGAGGUCCAUCCCUAGUGGAGCAACAUCGUCAAAGAAAGGCUGAAGUGGCGGCCGACGCCGACGACAACAAGUCGUGGAAGUGGAACCGGGAUAAUGAUUUGGAUUCGGGACGACGAGUGGAUAAAAACGCGUUGAAUAUGGUACUGGGAGGUGCAGCGGGUUUUCUGGAAGAUAAUUAUCAGAGCGCGUUAUCGUUUAAGCACUCUUCGCUUUCGUUUACGUCUCCUAGGUUUGCUGAAUUUUUUCUUCAAGUCCUGAAAGUAUUCGGUCAGCAUCUUUUCGACUUCGUCAUCGCGUCCCUUACGAUAACCAGCCAUGAACUCUUUCAGUGA
Molecule: messenger RNA, 1698 nt
Organism: Phaeodactylum tricornutum CCAP 1055/1
Lineage: Eukaryota; Bacillariophyta; Bacillariophyceae; Surirellales; Neidiaceae
Exons: 4
Coding region: 82-1698 (538 amino acids)
Source: RefSeq, a predicted model, not a curated record